This is a messenger RNA of Erigeron canadensis, 651 nucleotides long. RefSeq names its product probable protein disulfide-isomerase A6. Lineage: Eukaryota; Viridiplantae; Streptophyta; Magnoliopsida; Asterales; Asteraceae. Gene Ontology annotation, biological process: protein folding. The coding region runs from base 1 to 651 and encodes 216 amino acids. Gene Ontology annotation, cellular component: endoplasmic reticulum. Gene Ontology annotation, molecular function: protein disulfide isomerase activity. The transcript has 7 exons. The record is from RefSeq and is a predicted model, not a curated record.
AUGGAUUAUGUGCUGUGUGGACACUGUAAGAAGCUAGCUCCUGAAUAUGAAAAGCUUGGCGCCAGCUUCAAAAAGUCCAAAUCCGUUGUGAUCGCAAAGUUGCAGAAUUAUGAACCUCUUGCAUCAGCAUUCAAAAAUGAGGAAGAUGUAGUUAUUGCCAAUCUUGAUGCUGACAAUUACAAGGCUUUUGCUGAAAAGUAUGGUGUGAGUGGUUAUCCAACUAUUAAGUUCUUCCCGAAGAACAACAAAGAUGGGGAAGACUACGAUGGAGGACGUGAUCUAGAUAGUUUUGUGACCUUCAUCAACAAAAAGUGUGGUACUAGCCGAGAUGGAAAAGGGCAACUUACCUCCAAUGCUGGUCUAUUUGCAGAGUUGGAGGGCUUAGUGAAAGAGUUUGUUACUACUGGUAGUGAUGAAAAGAAAGCAGUAUAUGCUAAGAUUGAGGAGGAAGUUGGCAAGCUCACGGGUUCUGCUACAAGAUACGGCAAGGUAUAUGUAAAAGUUGCCAAGACUAGUCUGAGCAAAGGUAAUGAUUAUGCGAAGAAUGAGAUUCAACGUUUACAACGUAUUCUUGCCACGAUACAAUCUAUAAGUCCUUUGAAGGCCGAUGAGUUCACCCUCAAGAAAAACAUCUUGUCUGCUUUCGCCUGA